Molecule: messenger RNA, 2510 nt
Organism: Poecilia latipinna (sailfin molly)
Lineage: Eukaryota; Metazoa; Chordata; Actinopteri; Cyprinodontiformes; Poeciliidae
Gene: plpbp
Product: pyridoxal phosphate binding protein
Exons: 8
Coding region: 32-928 (298 amino acids)
Cellular component (GO): intracellular anatomical structure
Molecular function (GO): pyridoxal phosphate binding
Source: RefSeq, a predicted model, not a curated record
UUACGUAGUGUUUCGUAGCCGUUUUGACGGUAUGUGGAAAGUAGCAAUGUCGGAGGAGGUUGGGAAGGCGGUCCAGUCGGUGCUGGAGCGGGUGAAGCAGGCGGCGGCGCGGCGGCCCAAGACGCUCCCCGCUGUGGUGCCCCGCCUUGUAGCUGUCAGCAAGACCAAACCCCCAGACAUGAUUGUGGAGGCCUACAGGCAAGGACAGCGCAACUUUGGAGAGAACUAUGUUAAUGAGCUCGUGGACAAAGCGUCAGAUCCACUGAUUUUAGAGUCAUGCCCAGAAAUCAAGUGGCAUUUCAUCGGCCACCUACAGAAGAACAACGUCAACAAGUUGCUGGGCGUCCCUAACCUUUUCCUCGUGGAGACCAUCGACUCCCCGAAGCUGGCCGACAAGGUCAACACCUCGUGGCAGCGUCUCCGAGGAGCGAGCAGCCAGAGGUUAAAGGUCAUGGUGCAGGUCAACACCAGUGGAGAGCAGAGCAAACAUGGCCUGCCGCCGGAGGACACGGUCAACACGGUUAAACACAUUGUGUCGCAGUGCUCCGCCCUGCAUUUCUCAGGACUCAUGACCAUCGGUCGCUACGGCUAUGACCUCACACUGGGGCCCAACCCUGACUUUCAGAUGCUGUUGAGUCGGCGGCAGGAGGUGUGUGAGGGCUUGAAGCUGCCCAUGGAGGAGGUGGAGCUCAGCAUGGGCAUGUCCACUGACUUUGAACAUGCGAUCGAAGUGGGCGCCACCAACGUGCGAGUCGGCAGCAUCAUCUUCGGCAACAGGGAGUACCCCAACAGUGCGCUGAACACCCCCAAUCCCACUCCAAAUCCCAGUCCCCUUCCCAGUCCGGCUCCGAGCCCCGAGAAAACAACCAAGACGGUGUCAGAAGAAGCUGCUAAGAAGAUGCACCAUCUCACCGUAUCUGAACACUAAAAGGAGAUUAUUAAAAACACCUCCAGGACAUUUGGGGGGGGGGGAACAAAAAAAAACAAAAAAAAAACUAACAUACAUUUGGAGUUAGGACUGCAGCCUUCUUACAUCGUUAUAUAAAAAAAAGUAGUCACAAAAUAAUAAACUUUCUUUCCCCUUUUAGAUUUUUCUAAUCAUUAAAUUAACAUUCAGUUAAGAACUAAAUGAGAUAAGAUGUCUUUUCCAUCUCUACCAGUUGUGUCUAGCAGCUGUUUCUAGCUUGGAGUGCUCUCACUUCCAACGUAAACAGUGACCACCAGUGGAUUCAAGCCAAUGAAAAACAGGAACUCAGAUGUAGUAAGAUUUUUUUGCGGCAGUGACUUAGAUGUCAGCAGUCAGUAUCUUCCAUGAAGUUGACAACGGUCCAGUAACAAUUAGUAGGCUCAAAUCUUCCACAACUCUCAAAUCAGAGAUUUUCUAGCUGUUUGAUUAAAUGCUAUUUAAACAUUUUUUUGCACCUCAUAUUUAAUGAGAUUGUUGCAUAGUUGGGUCACUAUUUAUUGAGAUAUGUAGCAUUAACAUCCAUAUGGAGCUAUAACAUAUGCACCAGGAGUUGUUGUGGCUCUUUAAAAAGCGGAUAUUCUGUACAUAUUAUUCAUUCCAGAAUAAGGCCUGUGGUCUUUUCUUUCUAAAUCUUACACUUUCAUUGUCCUCCAAGCUAUCAAAAAGUAACUGUUGCACAAUUGUUCUGACUCUUCAUGGUAGUUAUUCUUGACUCCCAAGUGAGAAUUUCUCUUGGAUUCCCUGAACUGGCAUGAUUGUUAGAUCUACCACUGGUAGGAUACUGACUGCUCACAGCUAGUCCACAUGACCUCACAUUUAGUACUGAUCUCUGUUUUUGUUUGUUUUUAGGAAAAUAUGUAACUGGUGUUAACACACUUUACACAUAUGGAAGCCUUUUACUUUCCAUUACGCUGAUACGGUUUAUUAAAAAGACACUGGCUUCAUGAAAUCCGUUUCUCUUGCGUUCUAAUAGGAAAUAAUUGAGCUGGUUCAUUGUUUUCUAUUUUUCCAACUGAACAAUGUGAGGUCAAAAGUUCCACUUGCUCCAAUGAACCGGUUUCCUUGUAAAACAAAGAUUUGAUUUAAUAAAUUGUUUAUCCCUUUAUAACAAUUACCGUGCAUUUGAUAUGGUUUCGUACAAUGUGCCAAAUGUCUCAGAUUUUAUUCUUGAUAUCGACAAAUCCGAGGGGAGGUUUUGUUUCUGUUCGGUGUGUGUGUGUGUGUGUGUGUGUAUGUGUGUGUGUUUGUGUCUGUUCAGUGGUGUGUUAUUCCAGAUGAGAGAAAGUGAAUCUAUGCAAAUGUUUGGUUUUCAAAGCUGCCAGCUGUGACGUUCAGCAGUUUCCUCUGAGGAAUGCAGUGUUUUCCUGUUCUCAUAUAAAAGUGUCAGUGGAAUAAAAAAUAACACACACACAAAAAAACUCUAAAAUAGGAGGUAAACUUGUGAUUAGACAUGUCCUUACUGUCAAUAAGGCAUUUCAGCUUCGUUUGGUUUGGUUUUUGAGGAGAGGCCAAAGCCAAGCAAUAAAUUUUACUGUUGAAAAUA